Messenger RNA from Meleagris gallopavo (turkey), 3869 nucleotides. RefSeq names its product dopa decarboxylase (gene DDC). Gene Ontology annotation, cellular component: cytoplasm. Gene Ontology annotation, biological process: carboxylic acid metabolic process; amino acid metabolic process; catecholamine metabolic process. The record is from RefSeq and is a predicted model, not a curated record. Gene Ontology annotation, molecular function: pyridoxal phosphate binding; aromatic-L-amino-acid decarboxylase activity. Lineage: Eukaryota; Metazoa; Chordata; Aves; Galliformes; Phasianidae.
AUGAACAUUGUGCUACACAUGUUUAAUUAUUAACUAAAAAGUUCAGGAUAAACUCAGUAGCAGUGAAGACCAGGUAGAAAGCAAUUUCUUGAGAUUAAAAUUCUUUAGCUGCAUACUGUGAGGUGUUCUUAAAAGGACAAGAGUAUAAGGAAACUACAGAAAAUAUCCAUUUCCAAAGUAUCUGGAAAAGGAGCAAAGUCUUCAAACAGAUAAUUUUCCAUUACCAGUAUUGUGGAAGAGGGGCCACUACCUGGCCAAAAAAGCCAGAUAAUCACAGGGUUCUGCUACUAUUUCUUUUGGAGAAGCAAUAAGGAAGCAGGAAAAAAGGCCUGCAGCCUCCAGACAUCAUCUUCAAUCUACAGAUCUGCUGUAAAUCAUGCACUCCAUUUGACACCAAAUGGAGAAAACAAGAAAAAGCUUAAUGGUUUGUACAAUGUAUUUUGAAUUUUCAGCCUCUUCACCUGGAUGCAGGGAGAAAGGAAAACAAUAAUAGAGAAUAUCUCCAAAGCACUUUUAUUCUGCUGUCACAGAGGAGCAAAGAGAGGCAGUGAGGAACAGAAGGGGACGAAAGACCUCACCAGCUCCCUGUUUUUUUUUCCUGCUAAGUCCUAAACUGUGAUAUCCAUGGAUGCUGCAGAGUUCCGCAAGAGAGGGAAGGAGAUGGUGGACUACGUUGCAGAUUACCUAGAGAAGAUAGAAAAAAGACAGGUCUUCCCAGAUGUGGAACCAGGAUAUCUGAGGACUCUCAUUCCAGACUGUGCACCACAGGAUCCUGAGAGCUUUGAGGAUGUCUUUAAGGACAUUGAGAAGAUCAUUAUGCCAGGGGUGACUCACUGGCACAGUCCCUACUUUUUUGCCUACUUCCCUUCAGCCAGUUCCUUCCCAGCUCUUCUUGCAGACAUGUUAUGUGGUGGAAUAGGAUGUGUGGGCUUCUCUUGGGCUGCAAGUCCAGCUUGCACGGAGCUGGAAACUGUCAUGCUGGAUUGGCUAGGGAAGAUGAUUAAGUUGCCUGAAGAGUUUUUAGCUGGAAAGGAUGGGCAAGGUGGAGGAGUCAUUCAGGGAAGUGCAAGUGAGGCCACCCUUGUUGCACUGCUUGCUGCAAGAACAAAAACCAUCAGACGGGUGCAGUCAGAAAAGCCUGAGCUAACAGAGGCAGACAUCAUGGGCAUGCUGGUGGCCUAUGCUUCUGAUCAGGCUCAUUCAUCUGUGGAAAGGGCUGCACUGAUCAGUGGUGUGAAGAUGAAAAGUGUUUCUUCAGAUGACACAUUUGCUGUUUGUGGUUCAGCCCUAAAGAAAGUUUUGGAUGAAGACAAAGCUUCUGGUCUUAUCCCAUUCUUUUUUUGUGCAACGCUUGGAACCACACCUUGCUGCUCCUUUGACAAACUGCUAGAACUGGGUCCUAUUUGUAAUAAGGAGAACAUCUGGAUGCAUAUUGAUGCAGCCUAUGCUGGGAGUGCAUUCAUCUGUCCUGAGUUCAGGCAUCUUUUAAAUGGAGUGGAGUUUGCAGAUUCAUUUAACUUUAAUCCCCACAAAUGGCUCCUAGUGAAUUUUGACUGCUCUGCUAUGUGGGUGAAAAAAAGAUCAGAUUUAAUUGGUGCUUUUAAAUUAGAACCUCUUUACCUGCAGCAUCACCACCAGGAGUCUGGCCUCGUAACAGAUUACCGGCACUGGCAGAUCCCCCUGGGGAGGAGGUUCCGCUCCCUGAAGCUCUGGUUUGUGCUGAGGAUGUACGGCGUCACAGGACUGCAGGAACACAUCCGCAAGCAUGUCAGGCUGUCGCACCAGUUUGAACAAUUAGUCCUUCAGGAUGAAAGAUUUGAGCUCUGCGCUGAAGUUGUCUUGGGACUAGUCUGCUUUCGACUGAAGGGCUCAAAUGAACUAAAUAAGGCACUUCUUAAAAGCAUAAAUGAUGCCAAGAAGAUUCAUCUGGUUCCAUGCCACCUGCGAGAAAAGUUUGUGCUACGCUUUGCUAUUUGCUCCCGCACGGUGGAAUCCACCCACGUCAAGUUUGCCUGGCAGCACAUCUCACAGCUGGCGACCGAGCUCCUGAAAACAUGGGAACAAAAACACCAACAGCAGUAACAGUGGUGAGGUAACAGCAGGGAGGAGGUAAUUAGCUGGUUUUCUUUGUGUUGCCAAGUUUAAUUUUAGGGUCAGGUGGGAAAGUCGAGUUAUGAGGGGAAAAAAAUCAAAAGCUGUUGCUACAUAGCCCAGCUGCAGUAGCAAAAUCCUUGCCAACAAGUUGUGUUCUAACCUUAGUGAUUCAUUCUCUGCACUGCAUUUUCAUCUUGCCUUUUUCCAGAAGGGGCAUAUCCAUGGCAUCAUUUCUUUCCUGUUAGUUAUCAAGAGCAUUCAUUGAUCCCAGCAAUGGAAACAGAGGGUUAGUAUUCCCUCUAUUGCUGACAUUAGGCCCCCAACCCUAUCUACUCCAGAGAUAAAAAUGUCAGGUGUUAUCACCAAAUAAUUAGACAUCAUAGUGACUUCAGAAAAAAACAGGUUGUAGGAAGCUUAGUUAGGUUAUAACACUGUUUGGGUCCUAUUCUAAGCAGGCAAGCACAAAUGUAACGAGCUGGGUCACUAACAUGCUAUGACACACGUGCUGCAAAUGAAGUUAGAACUUCAAGACUCCUUUCAUUAUACAGUCAAACUGUGAGGGAGUGAAUGCUCACUGUCCUUAUGGCAGGUUCUCUCUGCUUAGAAGUUUCCUUCUAAGACAGUGAUUUUGUCAAAUCUCAGCAAAUUGUUUAUGCUGCUUACUGGUUUUCACUUCAAUCAUCCAUAUUGAUGCUCCGUCUUCAGAGUUCUUCCAAAAUCCAUGUGCUACCUGAUGUUCUAUAUUUUCAACUCAGUUAUUAUAAGCAGUAACUACUUGAAAAUAAUCUCUAAGCAAUGUUGUGUGAAAUAGCAUUGUGAUAUCUUUUGAUGGCUACCACUCCGCUUGUUUCAUUGUUUGAUAAAGAAAUAUUUGUCAAAAUAAAACGUGUACCAGGAACAGCUGGCAUGGCAUGCAGAUUGCUGCUGGCCACAUUUUGUCUCUGUGACAUCCCAAGGGAGAGUCAACUGGACACGAGGAAAAAUUACUUUGCUGUGAUGGUGGUCAAAUACUGGAAAAGGCUUCCUAGAGAGGUGGCUGAUGCCCUGUGCCUGUCAGUGUUCAGUGGCAUUUGCACAGUGCCCCCAGUAACAUGCUUUAAUUUUUGGUGUCCCCUUAAGUGAUCAGACUGUUGGCCUAUUACAUGAUCUCUGAAAGUCCCUUCCACCUGACCUAUUCUAAUUCUAAUACUCACAAAACUGCAUUUCCUUACGACCAGCACAAUACAGAAAUCUGAAUUUCACAGUUCUAUUUUUUUUUUCUUCUGAAAUCUGGGUAUGACUUGAAGCUGCAGUCAAUGAAGGCUUUUUUAGCAAUCAGUCUCCCACUGCCUCUUCCCCCCGUGUGCUUUGCAGAACAUUACUGUUAAGUCGUGUUAAGAACAUUGAUGUUAAGUCAUCUCAGAAAAAAAAAAAAUCUGGGCUAUGUAAUCAACUCAAGAACAAAAUUGUUAAAAAGAAUGUUUUUGAAAGAAGGACCUUUCUGCUGUUUCUGUUCUGUAGCUUUGCAACAUAUUUGUAAGUGAAAUGACUUCUGGUGGGGGAAACACUGUAUUUAUGAAUAGUUAAUAUGUGAACCUUUAUCUCUGCGCCUUGUGUUCAAAAGCUAAUGCAUUCUGUUCUGAUUGAUGCUGUUAAAAAUAAUUACAAAAUCUCAGCAAAACAAUUUAGUAGAAUACUCACCUCUCAAAGGAUGCAGUGCAGCUACUGGAGAAGAAGGGUAAAACAUAACUUUUCAGUAACCAUGUAGAUUCUUUAACACAAAAAAAAAAAAAAGA